AUGGGGUACUCAAAUUCGUUCAUGAUUACUCUCUCCGUUUCAGAAAGGAGUACCAUUCUUCUACUUAUUGUGGUGCUCAAUAUUGUGGCCAACGGACACCCUCUGGUCCCUGCGUUGUUCAUAUUUGGGGACUCUUUUGUUGAUGUUGGCAACAAUAACCAACUAUUAACUGUUAUUAAAGCAAACUUCCCUCCUUAUGGAAGAGACUUUGAGAAUCACAAUCCAACAGGAAGGUUCAGCAAUGGAAAGCUUGCAAUAGACUUCAUAGCUGAGACCAUUGGAUUUACCUCUUCCCCACCAGCUUACCUCAACUUAGACAUCAAAGGAAAUAGCCUCCUGAAUGGUGCCAACUUUGCUUCAGCUGGUUCUGGUUUAUUAGAUCAUACAGGCAGACAACAUAAUAUCUAUGCACUGGGAGCAAGAAAGAUUGGUCUAUCAACAAUACCUCCAAUGGGUUGUUUGCCUGUAGCCAUCACUGCUGUUGGCCUUCAUAGCAACGAAUGUGUUCCCUGGCUAAACUAUGCUGCCCUUAACUUCAAUCAAAAGCUCAACACCAUAUCUCAGGAUUUCAAACAAAUGCUUCCUGGCAUCAAUUUGGUGAUCCUUGAUAUGUACCAACCUUUAUAUGACAUGGUCACCAAGCCUUCAGAUUAUGGUUUUUUUGAAGCAAGGAAGGGUUGUUGUGGAACAGGAUUGGUAGAGACUUCAAUAAUGUGCAAUCAAAUGUCCAUCGGAACAUGUGCUAAUGCAUCUCAAUAUGUAUUCUGGGAUGGUAUGCAUCCCACGGAAGCUACAAACAAGAUUUUGGCGGAUCAUUUGGUUGCUGCGGGCACCUCCCUUAUAUCCAAAUCAAAUUUAUCAGUUCACAUUGUGGAUUUACUAGACUUGAAUCUGUUUCCAUUUUAUCCAAAUCAAACAUUUAUCAGCUCACACUGUGGAAAUACUAGACUUGAAUGUGUUUGUUACUGGUCUGACACUCUAAAAUGCACGUAA
This is a messenger RNA of Lotus japonicus, 993 nucleotides long. Its product is annotated as GDSL esterase/lipase At5g22810-like. The transcript has 5 exons. Bases 1 to 993 code for a protein of 330 amino acids. The record is from RefSeq and is a predicted model, not a curated record. Gene Ontology annotation, molecular function: hydrolase activity, acting on ester bonds. NCBI's taxonomy places the organism in Eukaryota, Viridiplantae, Streptophyta, Magnoliopsida, Fabales, Fabaceae.